UUGAAUUCAUCCCUCUCUAUGACAGCUCCCUUCUAACGACUCACUCCCAUUAUAAGUAACCAAGUAUUUCAUGCAGCUUUUCUCAGUCACCACUAACACUACACAACAAUACAACUAUUCUCCCACCCACCCCCCACUUCUCCCAAUAGGAGAAAGAAAACACUAGUGGUAAGGUUCUGAUCAGAAGCAUUGGCCGGAGGAGGCCAGCUCUUUCCUUUCCACCCAUGACUGCUAGGGGCAGAGACCCCGCAAGGGGUCGGCUUUGGCCACAAUUGGCCAUGGCAUUCGCCACUCUCUUCAUUUCUACUACUGUGGUUUCCGUUACUGCUGACGGUUACCCUUACUACUCUCCACCACCACCUUAUGAGUACAUUUCACCUCCUCCACCAACUGCUUCACCGCCACCUCCUUAUGAGUACAAGUCACCACCUCCUCCACCAAUUGAGCACAAGCCACCUCCUUAUGAGUAUAAAUCACCACCUCCACCACCACAUGAGCACAAGGCUCCUCCGUACGAGUAUAAGUCACCCCCUCCGCCAUCACCAUCACCUCCACCACCUUAUGAGUAUAAAUCACCACCUCCCCCACCACAUGAGCACAAGGCUCCUCCAUACGAGUAUAAGUCACCACCCCCACCAUCACCAUCACCACCACCUCCUUAUGAGUAUAAAUCACCACCUCCCCCACCACAUGAGCACAAGGCUCCUCCGUACGAGUAUAAGUCACCCCCUCCGCCAUCACCAUCACCUCCACCACCUUAUGAGUAUAAAUCACCACCUCCCCCACCACAUGAGCACAAGGCUCCUCCGUACGAGUAUAAGUCACCACCCCCACCAUCACCAUCACCACCACCUCCUUAUGAGUAUAAAUCACCACCUCCCCCACCACAUGAGCACAAGGCUCCUCCGUACGAGUAUAAUUCACCACCCCCACCAUCACCAUCACCACCACCUCCUUAUGAGUAUAAAUCACCACCUCCACCACCACAUGAGCACAAGGCUCCUCCUUAUGAGUACAAGUCACCACCACCUCCAUACGUAUACAAGUCACCACCUCCACCACCAUAUGAACACAAGGCUCCUCCCUACGAGUACAAGUCACCACCUCCACCAUCACCAUCACCACCACCUCCUUACAUAUACAAAUCACCACCUCCACCACCACCAUAUGAGCAUAAGUCUCCUCCUUAUGUGUACAAGUCACCUCCCCCACCACCAUAUGAGCACAAGUCUCCACCUUACGUAUAUAAGUCACCCCCUCCUCCUUCACCAUCACCACCACCCCCAUAUGUAUAUAAGUCACCACCACCUCCACCACCAUACGAGCAUAAGUCUCCUCCUUAUGUGUACAAGUCACCUCCUCCUCCACCACCAUAUGAACACAAAUCUCCACCCUACUAUUACAGCUCUCCCCCACCACCUUCACCAUCUCCUCCACCACCUUAUUAUUACGAGUCUCCACCACCACCAGUAAAGUCUCCAUCUCCAAAGCCUUACUAUUAUAAAUCUCCUCCACCACCAUCUCCUGUACCCCAUCCACCUUACUACUACAACUCUCCUCCUCCCCCAUCUCCUUCACCUCCUCCACCUUACUAUUAUAAUUCUCCACCACCUCCUUCACCGUCUCCUCCACCACCUUACUACUAUAAAUCUCCUCCUCCUCCAUCUCCUAAACCUCACCCCCCUUACUACUAUAACUCUCCACCACCUCCAGUAAAAUCUCCACCUCAUCCAACACCUUACUACUACAAAUCUCCACCACCACCCACUCCAUACUAUUAUAAUUCUCCUCCUCCACCUGUCGUGUAUCCUCCACAUCCCCACCAUCACCCAUUGAUUGUGAAGGUUGUGGGAAAAGUCUACAGCUACAAGUGCUAUGACUGGGAGUAUCCUGAAAAGUCACACAACAAGAAACAUCUCAAAGGUGCUGUUGUGGAGGUCAAAUGCAAAGCAGGCAGACACAUCAUCAAGGCUUACGGGGAAACUAAGAGCAACGGAAAGUAUAGCAUUACAGUUAAGGACUUUGAUUAUGCUAAAUAUGGCUCCACGGUGUGCAAGGCUAGGUUACAUGCUCCACCUAAGAACUCACCCUUCAACAUACCCACUAAGCUAAACGAAGGAACCGACUUGAAGGUGAAAUCAAAGGACAAAUAUGAAGUUGUGCUUGAAGCUAAGCCAUUUGCCUAUGCUUCAAAGAAACAUUUUGAAGAAUGUGAAAAAUCCAAGCCUUCACCAACUCCCUACUACUAUAAAUCACCACCACCUCCAUCACCAGUUUACAUAUACAAGUCUCCACCUCCACCAUCACCUACAUAUGUAUACAAGUCACCACCUCCACCAGUUCACCACUAUUCUCCUCCGUACUAUUACCAAUCCCCACCACCACCUUCACCAAAACCCAAUCCUCCGUAUUACUACCAAUCCCCACCUCCACCUUCACCAAAACCCAAGCCUCCGUACUACUACCAAUCUCCACCUCCACCAACACCAGUAGUAAAGCCACCUUACUACUACCAAUCUCCACCUCCACCAUCACCGGUACCCAAACCUCCAUACUACUACCAAUCACCACCUCCACCAUCACCAAAACCCAAGCCUCCAUACUACUACCAAUCCCCACCUCCACCUUCACCUAAACCCAAGCCUCCAUACUACUACCAAUCUCCACCUCCACCAACACCAGUAGUAAAGCCACCUUACUACUACCAAUCUCCACCUCCACCAUCACCGGUACCCAAACCUCCAUACUACUACCAAUCACCACCUCCACCAUCACCAAAACCCAAGCCUCCAUACUACUACCAAUCCCCACCUCCUCCAUCGCCAGUACCUAAGCCUCCAUACUACUAUCAAUCUCCACCACCCCCAUCACCAGUACCCAAGCCUCCAUACUAUUACCAAUCUCCACCUCCACCUUCACCGAAACCCAAGCCUCCGUACUAUUACCAAUCCCCACCACCACCUUCACCAAAACCAAAGCCUCCGUACUAUUAUCAAUCCCCACCUCCACCAUCGCCAGUACCCAAGCCUCCGUACUACUACCAAUCUCCGCCUCCACCAUCACCGGUACCUAAACCUCCAUACUACUACCAAUCUCCACCUCCACCAUCACCAGUAACAAAGCCUCCGUACUAUUACCAAUCUCCGCCUCCACCAUCACCGGUACCUAAACCUCCAUACUACUAUCAAUCUCCACCUCCACCUUCACCAAAACCCAAGCCUCCGUACUAUUACCAAUCCCCACCUCCACCUUCACCUAAACCCAAGCCUCCUUACUACUACCAAUCCCCACCUCCUCCGUCACCGGUGCUUAAACCUCCAUACUAUUACCAAUCUCCACCUCCACCAUCACCAUCACCCCCACCACCUUAUUAUUACCAUUCUCCUCCACCAUCACCAUCUCCCCCUCCUCCUUACUACUAUAAGAGUCCUCCCCCACCAUCUCCAUCACCUCCUCCUCCAUACUAUUAUAAAUCUCCACCACCACCUAAAGAAUUGCCACACCCUCCUUACUAUUAUAAGUCACCACCCCCACCAUCACCAUCUCCUCCCCCACCUUAUUAUUACAAAUCUCCUCCUCCACCUAAAGAAUUACCACACCCUCCAUACUACUAUAAGUCACCACCUCCACCAUCGCCAUCCCCUCCCCCUCCCUACUACUAUAAAUCUCCACCACCACCAUCACCAUCACCACCUCCUCCCUACUAUUAUCAAUCACCGCCUCCACCUAAAAAGCUACCACAUCCACACCCUCCUUACUACUACCAAUCUCCACCACCACCAUCACCAUCUCCACCACCUCCCUACUAUUACAAGUCACCUCCACCACCAUCCCCGUCCCCUCCACCCACUUACUAUUACCAAUCUCCCCCACCUCCUUAUCACUAUCAAAGUCCUCCUCCACCAUCUCCCACUCCUCAUCCUCCCUAUUACUACCAAUCCCCUCCACCCCCAACGUCAUCUCCACCACCACCUUACCACUACGUGAGCCCUCCUCCACCUUCACCAUCUCCUCCCCCACCAUACCACUACACAUCACCACCUCCUCCAUCACCAGCUCCUGCUCCCACAUAUGUCUACAAAUCCCCUCCACCCCCAACGUCGUCUCCACCACCUUCAUAUCACUACGUGAGCCCCCCUCCACCUUCACCAUCUCCACCACCACCUUACCACUACGUGAGCCCACCUCCACCUUCACCAUCUCCUCCACCACCAUACCACUAUACAUCACCACCUCCUCCCUCGCCAGCACCUGCUCCCAAAUACAUCUACAAAUCACCUCCCCCACCACCAGUUUACAUCUACGCUUCCCCACCACCACCUAUAUACAAGUAAGCUCAGAAUGUAGACGCAACAAUUGUAAUAAAUCACGUUCUAGUUUUCAUCAAGAAAUAAAGGCAAGCUCCAUUUGGAGCAAAGUGAAACAUCUAGCUUCCUGUUCAAUUUCUUUAAAUAAAAGUCUGGAAAAAUCAUCUCUAAGCAACAACCUUUAUGACUCAAACGAGAUUGCUUCUGUUUCUUUGGUGGCCAUCUUGCACGUCCUGGUCUUAUUGUGUUCCACUGAGAGAGAAAUCAAAAUGAGGAAGCAUGAUUUUAAAUGUAAAUGCCAAGUGAAAUUGAGGAGUACAGUCCGCUUUUAGUAAUAUCUUUAAUUUAUUUGUGCAUAGUCUAUUAUGGCCAUGUUUGAUUGCCUUUAUAUUAAUUGUGGCAUUUUUGUAUUCUACCAUGUCCGUUGCUGUGUUUGCAAUAAGAGUACUAGCAAUAAAGAAGCACAUUCAAUUUAUGUCCA
Messenger RNA from Arachis stenosperma, 4788 nucleotides. RefSeq names its product extensin-2-like. Lineage: Eukaryota; Viridiplantae; Streptophyta; Magnoliopsida; Fabales; Fabaceae. The record is from RefSeq and is a predicted model, not a curated record. The transcript has 3 exons. Bases 225 to 4334 code for a protein of 1369 amino acids. Gene Ontology annotation, molecular function: structural constituent of cell wall. Gene Ontology annotation, biological process: plant-type cell wall organization.